This is a messenger RNA of Trichoderma citrinoviride, 1308 nucleotides long. Its product is annotated as t-snare, syntaxin. Gene Ontology annotation, biological process: intracellular protein transport; vesicle-mediated transport; vesicle fusion. Lineage: Eukaryota; Fungi; Ascomycota; Sordariomycetes; Hypocreales; Hypocreaceae. The coding region runs from base 58 to 1095 and encodes 345 amino acids. Gene Ontology annotation, cellular component: membrane; SNARE complex; endomembrane system. The record is from RefSeq and is a predicted model, not a curated record. The transcript is spliced from 5 exons. Gene Ontology annotation, molecular function: SNARE binding; SNAP receptor activity.
CUCCGCCUCCAUAACAACCGUCCUGACAGGCCGCAAGACCACCCCCAAGCGUCCGCCAUGUGGCGCGACCGCACAAACCUCUACAUCUCCUACCGCCAGUCGUACGCCCACCACCCCAGCCAGCGAUCCAAGUAUGCCGCCGCCGGAGGCUUCUCGGACGCCUACUCCAGUAGCAGCGGCUUCGCCGCGCACGAGGACCGCCGCGGGCUGCUGUCGAGCGGCGCAUUCGAGGACGAUGGCGACGCCGUGAUUGAGAUGGACCUGCUGCCCCCGCGGUGGACCGAUGUGUCGGACGAGAUCACAGAGCUGCUGGCCGAGAUCGCCACCAAGAGCCAGCGGCUCGACAAGCUGCACCAGACGCACGUCCUGCCCGGCUUCGACGACGACGAGGCCAAGAAGACGGAGGAGGUCCAGAUCGAGAGGCUUACGCAGGACAUCACCCGGAGCUUCCACCAGUGCCACCAGCGCAUCCAAAAGGUCGAGCACAUGAUCCGCGAGUCGAAGCAGUCCGGCACCAUGACCAGGGCGGAGGAGACCAUGGCCAAGAACAUACAGAUAUCACUGGCCACAAGAGUCCAGGAAGCAAGCGCAAACUUUCGCAAGAAGCAGAGCGCAUAUCUCAAGAAACUCCGCGGAAUGGGCGGCCUCGGCGCCAUCAGCCCCAUCGACCGCCCGACGUCCCCCAUGCCCGGCUCCUCCUUCAUGGACCCGUCCCUCCAAGAAUCCGACGCCGACCGCUCCUUUUCGCAGUCCACCCUGCAGGUCGCCAUGCAGCAGAAGACGCUGCACUCCAACGACGCCGCCAUCGCCCAGCGCGAGCGCGAGAUCGAGGAGAUUGCGCAGGGCAUCAUCGAGCUGUCCGACCUCUUCCGCGACCUGCAGACCAUGAUCAUCGACCAGGGCACCAUGCUGGAUCGCAUCGACUACAACGUCGAGCGCAUGAAUACCGAGGUCAAGGCUGCUGAUAAGGAGCUCAAGAUUGCCUCGGGAUAUCAGAAGAGGAGUAUCAAGAGGAAGAUUAUUCUCUUGCUAUUGCUGCUGGUUGCGGGCUUAUUCAUUCUGCUUCUCGUCAAGCCGAAGAAGAAUAGGGACUGAGUAGCGUCCCCACGACUGUGGUUCGGCGUGGCGUUUUGACAAGCGGUUGGUGGUCGUUCUGCUUCAGGACGUAUGAUCGUGCCAUCAACAAGGGGAGUGAAUAAUGCUGCCCAGGAACAAACAACAAUGCACCUGGAGUUAUCGGUUUUGAUUAGACUUAAUUACAAGUUUCUGUGUAGAUAUUGUACAAAGGGGCCUCUCCUGCGUGUGCCC